Messenger RNA from Papaver somniferum (opium poppy), 3407 nucleotides. RefSeq lists its product as uncharacterized. The record is from RefSeq and is a predicted model, not a curated record. NCBI's taxonomy places the organism in Eukaryota, Viridiplantae, Streptophyta, Magnoliopsida, Ranunculales, Papaveraceae. The transcript is spliced from 2 exons. Bases 1250 to 1693 code for a protein of 147 amino acids.
ACUUCAUAUUCUUCACUAAAUCCUUCUGCAACUUCUCCUCUACAAUGUCUUCGUAUUAUUAUCCCCCUAAUUCGUCUAUUUCUUACUCUAAUCCUCUAUAUCCUUCUAUCUACCCCGAUUUAUAUCUUCCCUUAGAAAACCCAACUAUCACUGAUGAUCCAAUUGUAGUGAAGACCACUACAAGUGGUAUCAGAGCAGUCGAUUCUCCGACCGCUACCAUGGCCGCUGCAACAUCUAAAGUUUCACGAGUAUAAGCAUUAAUUUCAGUAAAACAAGAUUGUCUUCAAAAGUUAUUGAUGGACAAGCACAACAGAUCGGAGUUUAUUAAAUCUUUUUGUGACGAUUUUACUGAAUCAUUCUGGGCUAUAUGGAAUAGCAAUCAUCAGGGCAGACCAACACCAAGUUUCGACGAUGAAAUCAGUGGCGUAGCUAUUGACUCGCAGGUAUAAACUGAUGUUGAGAAAGUAAUCGAUGAAAAAAUUGAAGGAGUUCUUGUUGAUCUAAAUUCAGCUAGUAAUUUCACUCAACAAUCUUCAAUUCCACCAGUACCAGAUGAAGUUUUAGGUUCCUUUCCAACAAUAAACCGUUCUCACAGGUUUGAUGAAUCGAAGAUGAUGGAGGAUGAAAUUGUUUUCAAUUCGAAAUCAAUUUCACUUGAUUCAGGUGAUUUAAGUUCAGUCGAAGGUAAUUUUCAAUCCAGUUAUAAAUCUGAUUCCCCUGUAACCGAUGAACCUAGUGUUACUAAUGAAGUUCAGGAACACAAGGAGAAAUCGAAUUUUCUGGAUUAUCAAGAGGGAAAACCGUUCAAUUCUGAACAUAAGUUUUUCAAUGUUGAUAUGGAUUAUUAAGGUACAAACAGUUGUGUGAGGGACUGCAACAUACAGAAUCAUAAUUCUAAUGGUGCAUUUAGACAGUUUGAAGGGUGGAAGUUCAUUACAGAUAAUUACCUACAACAAAUACCAUCAUACUUCUUCAAUUUUAUCAGGUUGUACUCCUUUGCUCAAUUAACUCAAACUGCUUCUAUUGGUAAUGUUUCAUCUAGUGUUAAUUCUACUCGAAUGAUAUUUGAUAGAGGAAGAGAGUUCGAUGACAUUGUUUGGAGUUAAAUUCUUCCAGUGGGUAUUGUUUAAAACUGCCAAGUGUGAAUUCUUAGGUUUUGUUUGUUGUUUUACUUAAUUUUGAUUAUGGUUGUAUAUUGUUCGAUCGAGGUAAAGUGUGUAAGACCAGUUUGCGCAACUCCUAUUUGAAGAUGUUAGUUGCAACAAGUUCAGAUUCAUUUCAAAGAUUACUUAACUACAUUGGAAGUAAUAAUUAUCAUCUGGUUCUUUUGAAUGCAACUAGUUAUGCAAUUAGUGAAGCUGUAGUACCUGUGAAAACAUCUCAAGGAGAUAGUGAAGAUUGUAACACAUUGAUUCCUGGAAGGGUAUUUGAUCGGGGAAGACGGCUAGAAUCGAUUGGGAAUAGUUCUAAAGUCUUCUUAAAUACUCUUACUUCUGGUGUGUGUUUUCUUAUGGGGUCAUCCCGGAUGAAUGAGUAUACUGGGAAUUUUGUUUAUGAACAGCUUAACAACUCAAAGGUGUUCACUGUCACCAACAACGAAUUGUCAAGUGUUAAGUGUGUUGUUUUCUGUAGCCUUGAUUGUGCUAGAACAUUAUUCGAUCGUGGCAAGGAUAUGGAAGCUAUUGAGAGGUAGUGGUACAAUAUCUACAGCUGAAGACAACACUCAUGAGCUUAUUGAUCAAAUGUUUUAUAAAUGUAAAAAGAGUUUCAGUGGUAACAAAGGGUAUCUUAAACUGCAGCUGGGAUAUUGUUUACUUGAAAUGUCUGAGGGCGCAAUGCGCAGUUUGAAUGGUGGAAGGUGCCUCUGUUGUAACCAGGAUAUUGAUGGAAGAGUAUUUGAUAGAGGCAGGUUGCUGGAGCUGAUCAUAAGGAGCACUAACUUCUGCGUAGAUACUCUUGAUCCUUGUAUAAUUGUUUUCAAGGGGUCAAAAUUGAUAGUUGAGUACAACGGGAGUGUAUUUUUGUGUGUGACGAAUGGUGGCAGCUCAGAGACUUGCGAGUUGUUUGAUGAAACUUUGCAGCAAGUUCAUGAUCUCUGUAUUAUUUUGAGACUACUUACGACAAAGGAAAAUAAUAUAUCAAGGAACUACAAAUACUCAGUCAAGUGCCUAGUUGUCGUAGCUGGUGUUUUACUGGUGGUGGUGCUUUUUUGCUACUUCAACAGGGGAUACACCAAGAACCUACAUUCCCCUUACAUUACAUUUUCGGGUUUUCUGCCGCUAAUGAAGGUUGGUUAGCUGAGUUCCGUAGGAAAAUUUAUCAUCCAUCUUGGUAUUCACAGGUGAUUACAGUGUAUAAACUAGAAGAUGGUGUUCCUUGGAUCCAUGUAUGUCCUGAUGUAGUGCUUUUCUUAGUUGCUGACAUUUAUUUGAGACUCUUAAAGCUCAAGAGGGGUGACAGAAGGGAGGUAUUCAGCGAAAGACUAGUGAGAAUCAUGGAAACGCUGGUUGUGUUCAAGAGAGGUAAGAGCAUGUCAAGAGAAUUGUUGAAAGAAACAAUAGCAAUUAUGAACUAUAUCGUGUGUGAUAUUAUCAUUAUGGUCACUACUCGACAAAUCUUUCCUUAUGAUAGACGAGUAAUAGCUUUGUGGUUGCGAGACAAGGCUGAAGAUGGUCGUAAAUGAAGUGAGCUGGUCAGUAUAUUAAAGACUCAGUUGGAGGUUAUUAUACUCAUCUACUGUUCAGGUGUUGAUGGCCAUAGCAGUGGGAAAUGUUAGCUCGUGCUUCAGUAGUACUUGUCAUUACAUUCUUGUGAAUGAGUUUAACUGGUGCUGACAAUGUUUUGGAUUUGAACUUGGUGAACCUUGUGACAAUUAGCUUCCAGCAGCCGAAAGCCUUCUCUGUGGAGGAAGGUAAGAAACUUGAGCUUCAUAUCAGCAAAGAAAAAGUUAUCUUUUCCAGGAAAGAGGAGUUUUCUGUAUUAGAAGUGGGGGUCUCUCUGGGUAUACAACUCUAUAUGUAUACUAAUCAAAAAGAAGAAAACGUGAAGAUACCCAUUCUUGCCUCAACUGACGUGGAUUCUGAUGAUAGUGGGCUUGGAUUUCUAAUGUUCUGGGCCCUACAAGGAAAACUAGUGUUCAUUGUUUCAUUAUCUCCUAAUGGGCGUUACUGGGCAUGUCAUGUACUUGCUGUGGUUAAGGCUCAGUUCUCAUCCUUGAGGAUAAGGAUGAUUUGAAGGAGUGGGUAUUUUUCAUGUACAUGGGCUAGGAUAUGUGAGGUAGUUUAUUGUAUCUGGAGGGUGGUUUAGGUACUUGAAUAUUGAGAGUUGUAACUCGGCUAUAUUAGCCAGAUGAUUUGUAUUCGGUCGGGUAGCUAAUGAAUAUGUAGAGCUUCAUCUUCUUCACUAAA